AUGCCUUACCCCACUGUCCGAGUCGCCGCCACCCAAGCUGAGCCCGUCUGGUUCGAUCUUCAAGGAGCUGUGGAUAAGACUUGUAAGCUCAUAGAACAAGCGGCCUCGAACAAAGCCGAUCUUGUUGGGUUUCCCGAAGUCUGGAUCCCGGGCUAUCCAUGCUGGAUUUGGUGUCGAAAUAUCGAUUUUGAUCUAAAUGUGCAGUACAUCAAAAACUCUCUUCGCCUGUACUCUCCGGAAAUGCAAAGAAUCCAGGAUUGCGCCCGUGAACACAAUAUCGCAGUCUCGUUGGGAUUCUCAGAGAAUUGCAAUGGCUCGCUCUACAUCGCUCAAGCUCUAAUCGGACCCGACGGAGAGAUUAAAGUCCACCGUCGCAAGAUGAAGGGGACUCACAUGGAACGUACAAUUUUUGGUGACGGCUCUAGUCACGCUUUACAAAACGUGGAAGAGCUCCCGUUUGCCCGUGUGGGCUCGCUGAAUUGCUGGGAACAUUUACAGCCCCUCCUCAAGUACAAUGCCAUCACGCAGAACGGAGACAUUCAUGUUGCGGCUUGGCCUCCGCUGUCUAACAAUGUUGUUGGAGAUUUAGGCGCUUACUCUAUGACUGCAGAAGGGGCUCAAACACUCUCGCGUACUUAUGCCAUGGAGUCUGGGACAUUUGUGCUGCACUGUACUCAAGUGAUUACUGAAAAGGGCAUCAAGGCCAUGAACACAGGUGGACAAGCUAUCAUGUCAACCCCAGGAGGUGGCUUCACGACUAUUUAUGGCCCGGACGGUCGAGUUAUUACAGAGGCCCUCCCCGAGGAUGAAGAAGGUAUUAUUUACGCUGAGCUGGACAUGGACGAGCUGGUUCGGACCAAAAUGUUUGUCGAUUCUACGGGACACUUUAGCCGCCCAGAUGUCCUCUGGUUGGGUGUCUCACCUGAGAUUCCGACUGUCGUCAGACCACAGCGGGUGGGAAUUGCUAGUGAACGAGUUGACUGGUGA
Trichoderma gamsii is the source of this 987-nucleotide messenger RNA. RefSeq lists its product as hypothetical. Bases 1 to 987 code for a protein of 328 amino acids. Gene Ontology annotation, molecular function: catalytic activity. Lineage: Eukaryota; Fungi; Ascomycota; Sordariomycetes; Hypocreales; Hypocreaceae. The transcript is spliced from 3 exons. The record is from RefSeq and is a predicted model, not a curated record.